This is a messenger RNA of Pseudonaja textilis, 4872 nucleotides long. Lineage: Eukaryota; Metazoa; Chordata; Lepidosauria; Squamata; Elapidae. The record is from RefSeq and is a predicted model, not a curated record.
CGGCGGCGGCGGUCCAGGAAGCCCUGUCGCCUUCCCCGCCCGGGGCCAGGCGGAGCCAGCCGCGGAGGAGGAAAGGAGGAGGAGCGGGUGAGAGGUCGACCAGCUCCGGUCGCCCAUAGAGACGGAGGAGUCCCGAGUGGCGAAGGCGUGUGGGGGCGCCGAGGAGGGACCCGCGGACGAUUUGCCAAAGACCAAGUACACUAUUUGGUGGAGAAAGGAUUUGAAGCUAGAUUACCUGAUUUUUGGUGCUUUAAAAGCCCAAGUGUUCCUGUUUUUUAAAAGUGCUUGGAAGAGUUCACCAAGAAUGUCUAGCAAAACAUCUGGCACCACAAACAACAUAGCUCAGGCAAGAAGAACUGUUCAGCAGUUGAGAAUAGAAGCAUCUAUAGAAAGGAUAAAGGUGUCGAAGGCAUCAGCAGAUCUAAUGUGCUAUUGUGAGGAACAUGCCAGGAAGGAUCCUUUACUAAUGGGCAUACCUGCUUCAGAAAAUCCCUUCAAGGAUAAAAAAACCUGCACUAUUCUAUAGGCAAAACAGCAAAAUGCCUUCAAAACCUUCCCCUGCAAAACCAACCUAGCCAAUUCUUAGAGAAGUAACCUGAAGGUCACCUGGUAGCCAUUGCAUAAAACAGCAACUUAUUUUCACCUUGUGUAUGAAUGAACUUUUAAGUUUCCUUGAAUGUUUGUUUGUCCCAUUUUAAAUGCCAGGCACACGGUUCUAAAAGUUACUUCUUGCAAAAAUGGAAGGGUUCUACAAAUGUCAUUUGGCAUGGAUUCUGUUGGCUUUGCUGGGCUGAACUGGGCUGGGCUGGGCUUGAUUUUGAAAUGUAGUGAGUAUUCACAGAUCCAAGGAUUGAACUAUCAAGACCAAAGUUGCCUGAGCUUCAUUUACAGUGUAGUGAGGUAGACAAGCCUAGAGUGCUAAUCAAGCUUUUUUUUGCAUUUGAUUUGAUACCAGUGUGUACCUUGUUUAUGUAAAUGGAGUCUAUAUCUAGGGUGUAUGCAUAUGUUCGUUUAGAUGUAUAGACACAUUCCAAAGUGCAUUCUUUUAAGUGCGUUCUUCAGAAUUCAUUGCUGCAUUUAUUGAUAGGUUUCUGCACUUCAUGCUUUCACUAUUUAGUAUAUCUUAAGCUUUCAACAAUGUCUUAAAAACACUUGUACAUACUAUAAAUUCUGGUUCUCAGCAUAGUUUUGAAAAGUGACGUUGAUCGCCUUUAAUCUAUCUUUUAUUUCCACUGAAAUGUAGACUACACUAAAUUCAGAUUGAUUGUGAUAAUGGUGUCUAAAAACUUCGCCUCCCUUUCUUUUUGUCUUUAAGAGGAAUUCUAUCCUUUGCCUUUCCUACACAGUUUCUAGUAAACUGGUUUUUGGAAGCUUUCAGGCUUUUUUCAGUUUAAUCCCCAUAUUUACGUUUCAUAAAUGUCAAACAAUCACUAAGUAGGAAGAGAGACUCUGAGUGAAACCUAUGGUGCUACUGCUUCUGCACAAGACCUAUUAAAAUCAAUGGUUGUGCUAAAUAAAUGCUUGAAGGAUUAUAGCAAUUCUCGGCGGCAGCAGCUAAUCCCUUGUAUAUGUUAACAUUAUUAAAGAAUUUGGGUACCGUCAUACGGUAAUGAGAUACUGAAUAGAAAGGAGCAACACUGAUACAUUUUAAGCCAGGGGUAUGUAUCUGUAUACUAUUUGUUUUAUUGCAUUAUUGUGAUCUGCCAUAGCUCUGUAUUUCGAAGGUGAGUUAAUUGUAGCUUUUUUUGUUGUUCCUCAAGAGGGGAAAAGAAUUGCCCCAUAUGUAGAGGCCCUCAGAUGCAUGGUUAGAUUUCCUUCCUAGAAUCUUUAGUACAGAAUGCAAAGCCAACCAUUAGUGCUCACCCAGAAGCUUUCAUUUUCAACCAGCCAAGGGACACCCCCACCAAGAUUUCUUCCUGUUAAGAAGUCCUAGACUUCCAUAGUGUUUGUAUCUGCUUGGUGACAGCUUAACACAUACUUUCACCGUAACUGUAUUGAGAAGCUAGCUGCAGAGCUGGUAAGCCAAAGUCCCCACCCAGUUUACUGGUGCUCUUCACUGCAUUAUAAUUAAGCUCUUGUGGAGAACUGUAUUAGUGCUGCAUACUGCUAUGUUGAUAUCGUAUUUCUUUUCACCUUCAUGGUCCCAAAAGAUAAAUUUAAAACAUUUUAAAAACUAAAAUAGCUUCCUAAAGAUAGUACGGAACUGAUAACAAAAUCACAAUUUUUGCAUUGAUUUUGCUUAUUUUAUGUCAGUCUGGCCAUCACAAAAUCAACGUACAAUUCAUUAAAUUAGAUUACCUGGAAUUUGGUGCCAUCUCAUUUGCUAUCAUAAUUUAAAACAGUGUCUUUUCUGAUAUCAGGUCUUAAGUCCGUGUCCCCAAAUUAACACUGGUGACCUAACUUUUGGUUUGUUUUAAAAUAUUGGACAACGGUUGAUUUGUCAGCUAUAUAAAUCUGCUUUAUAAAGAAUGAUCCUUGCAAUUAUUCAUCCAUGGCAACAACAACAUGGAUUUACUUGCAUUUCUGCUAAAUAUAGUGAAGUAGUUAGGCUUGUGUUAUGAUCUUAACAUAGGAAGUAAAAUCCAGAGAAAAAGGUCAACCCUAUGUUUGACUUUGCUACAUGGAAAUGGUUAAUUCGCUCCAGUACAUGGUCCUCUGGUGAGAUAAGAAUGUACAGAUCAUGUAUCUGAGCUCAUGCAUAAUGGCCAUAAAGUAUUGAAGCUCUCAAGUGUCAGAGUUGAUACUCAUUGCAAUAAGCCUAUAAAUGAGGAGAGACUGCACUGGCAGGCCUGUCAACUCUAAGAGAGUCGGUACAAUUAUUUGUAAUGAAUAAAUUGGUAUUGCCAUUAGUAAAUGGGCACCUGAAUUACUUGUAAAAGCUGAAGUUGAUGCUGGACAUUUUCUCAUCCAUCACCAACCCAACCUGUUUCCUACAAAUCUUAUCCCAAAUAUCAGUAUUUUUUUUUAAACAAUUAGAAUGUUACUCUUUUUAGACCUAUUCUACUCAUCAGAUGAAUGCAAUUUAAAAAAAAUUCAUAUAAAAUUAAUAUGCUAAUUAAAUGUGAUAACUGUCACCAGCAAAUGCUGCUCUGUAUGCUUUAAUGUAGAAUAAAUUUGGACACAUUUAGUUACUCUCGCUAGUGAGAAAUUUAAACUGAUUAUGAUUGUUCCCUGCCUCUCAUUUAGGCUCUACUUCAUGUAAGAUUAGAAGGCCCAUAUCCUUAAAUUUCAAAAUCAGAUUAUUUAUGGUAGAUGAACUUCUGUAACUUACUUAAAUACCCUCAAUGAUUGAGUAUCUAAUAAAUGAAGUUUGACUUGUUACAUUGUUUAGUCCAAACUCCGAUUAGAACAUGUUGAUCAGGCAUUUGAAAAAGCAUCCAGCUUAAUAGGCCCCUUGCCUGUUAGGAAAGAACACAAACGAGCUAGAGAAGGCUUUACCUAAAGAAAGAAGGAAAUCUUUGGAUCUUGCCUUGCAAUUGAUGAGUGCCAUUAUUUUUUUUUCUAAUUUCUUCAAUCCAUCUCUCAGUUCAUAUUUUUCCCAAAUUAAGCCUGGAGUUAUGACACAUUGAUAUUGGGCUUGUUUUCUGGACUUCUUAUUCUUUUUGCGUUGCUAAUCAUGCUAUUUUAGUCUAUUUCAAGUUGGGCUCAGCUCCUGAUGAUUUCACAGACCCAUCCAUCUAGCUUUGGGGCAGCAGUAUACAAGUAUGCCUUCUUCCAGAAUGUGAUCUUUUGUUGUUAAAAUCUUACAGUACUUGUGUAUUCGCUGUGUUGUAAUGUUAUAGUACCAGGCCAAAAUAGGUUGGAUCCAAAUAUGUCCUUCCAUGUUUGGGAUAACCUAUAUUAUAUUCCCAAAAGCAAUGUUUUAGCCUUACCCUAAUACAUUCCCAGAAAAAGGAAAACUAAGAAUCCAAGAAUCCAACACAUGCUUGCAAGAGAGAAAGCCCCCUUUCACAAGUAAGCAGUGCUGACAGGACAUACAUAAGAGCCCAUUCAGAGGCUACAAUCUCUCAUGGUUUAUUAAGGAAUAACCACUAUCAUUAUAAUGGGAUUUAUUUCUGAGUAAGCAUGUACAGUGUUGUACGAUACAAGCAAAGACGGUUCUCUACAUGUGUCAGAAGAAGCGCAGGAACUGCUAUAAACUUGCAUCUUAAAAGUAGUCUAGAAACUGAUUUCUUUGUGUUUGCAGAGCAAUGCAAGCAGCAGUUCAAUUUAUGCUGUGGUGCUUUGGAUCCAAACCAAUAUUUUCACCAGCAGUGCUUUAAAUUUUUAUCAUUCAUAUGUAUUUUACAAACCGAAGAUAAUUAUUGAAAACACAGUGUUGUAAACUGAAGAUGUUUUCAUUUGAGCCAAGUAAACUAUUGUGCCAACCUCCAUUUAUGAAUGCAUUUUGACUUCCCCUUGAAAGGCUCAUGGGUUGUCAACCUGACCUUUGUUUAGUUUCUUGUAUUGAUUGAGAUGUAGCAGUUUUCAAUCAAAGCAACAAUAAAUUCAGAACUAAAAGGUAACUAGCUGCUUUGGGUUAUUUCUCUCCCAAGUUUAAAUUGUUGCUAGAUACCUCCACACCCUUCACCAGUUUUUCAUACCUUUUUUUUAUAUUGAGAGUUGAAACAUACACACAUUGCUUAUGUGUGAUGGUGAUACCUCAACGAGAAACUGAGAACAUUGCCUUCAUAUCUAUUGCCUUGGAUUCACUUCAGUGGGACUUGCUGCAGUGGUGCUUAGGUUAAUGUGAUUAACAGAAUAGGAAAAAAAAUGAACAUCUAAUUUAAAAUAGUAACUCCUACACUAUUGUAAAGUUUGAAAAUAAGAGUAUGAAACUUAAUAAGGAGUUUUUUAGUCAUUGUACCACUAACCUCCAUCUUGGUGCUUUGA